Messenger RNA from Nematostella vectensis (starlet sea anemone), 4663 nucleotides. Its product is annotated as protein dispatched homolog 1-like. The record is from RefSeq and is a predicted model, not a curated record. The coding region runs from base 267 to 3821 and encodes 1184 amino acids. Lineage: Eukaryota; Metazoa; Cnidaria; Anthozoa; Actiniaria; Edwardsiidae. Gene Ontology annotation, cellular component: membrane. The transcript is spliced from 5 exons.
AAAUGGAAAAAUUUAAAUAAAAAAGGGACUUUUUUCAUCGGUCAAGAGUGAACUGUUUUAGCGCGUUUUCAUUUGUAAGCCGAUAUAACCAGUCACCUUCAUCGUGAUAAUUGUGACGUCAUGAAUACAACUUUUCUGUGUAUUGUGAAAAAGGUCGCCAGGUGCACCAUUCGAGAUGAGCAACUAAGGAGAGUAAAACUCUUAGCGCCGGUUCCUACAGCGAGAAAGUGACCUUUCUACCAAACGGCAGAAGCCCUGGAGAUGAGAUGCACCACCCCGCUGCAAGUCCCAGAAUCCAUCGCGACCCAUGCACUGAGAAAAAAGACAGUCAAAGCGAAAAACAACAGCACUUUGGGCGCUUCAGUUACUCCGUGCUUGUGGCAGAUUACCCGUUCGUCGUGUUCUUCGUCACACUGGCUGUGAUUAUCGUCUGCGCACUGUGCGAUUUUGUGCCUCUCUUUGGCGCACCCGACUUUCCCGACUUCUCGACUCCUGUUAUGGGAUUUGAAGCUCGAGGAACAAUGAUCAAUAAGCGGUGGAGAACUCGGCUAUUUCUCAAGUUCGCAAUCGACCGCCAAAUGUUUCUCCCUGUCCCCCCUCUCAACAAAAUUCCACGAGAGAUCUUCGCAAACUCUCCUGAAUACUGCCCUCAUCUGAACCUAAGCUUCAUCAACUCAAAAGCGAGCCCGCGAUUCACGAGACAAAAGCGGUCUACUAUCCCAGAAAAACCAGGACCUCUGCGCAUGUGUGAUAGCCCUAACGUGUACAUGAAAUCCCGGAUUGAGUACAAGACCAUAUAUGGGCCGAAAGAAACCAACGGAAAUAUCAUGACCGCUGAAAGUCUAAAGGCUGUAUGCAGGCUCGAGAGUAAAAUAAUGCGAGAUUUUACUGGGUUCAGGGAGGCGUGCUUUAGACGGAAUAUAACGAUACACGGACUGAGGAAAGAGGAGUGUUGCCCUAGUUGGUCUGUUGGUAACUAUGUCGCAUCUUUGAGCGGACGACAAACAUGCCAAGAUGUAACAGAUGAAGACGUCAAAGAGGUGAUGACACGACUCAAAAGUUGCGCGAAGUUUUUCAAUAACGGAACACUCAAAGAAAAUUGUUGGGAUUACAAAAAUUCCCUACCCUACCCCUACUGCGUUAAUAUUCCUCUAGCCUGUGUCAAAGACAAUGCAGUUUUUAUUAUUCUCUACUACCUCACGGACAAAGAAUUCCUCGGGACGGACAUGCAAGAACAUCUCAGCUACACACAAGCUUUCACUCCACGUUGGCAUCGUGGAGAAUACUCCAAAGCUAUCUACUAUAGAUACCUUGAGGGUAAGACCAUGGAAGAUGGCCCCGUCAGACUAGUCGGUACCAACUUUUACUUCCUGAAAUUCAGUAUGUUCAACACCAAACUUUUGGCUGACAUAAUCUACCCUUCAAUCGCGUUGAUGAUCAUCCUGAUCAUAAUGUGGUUCUACACGGAGUCCAUUCUUAUCACAAUACUACUCGCCGUGUCUGUCGUCAGCGCGUUAAUCCUCGCGUAUUUCGUUAAUAUGAUAAUUUUGAGGCUUAACUUCUUCCCCUUCCUGAACAUCACAACGCUGAUCUUUCUCGUGGGAAUAGGUGCCGAUGACGCCUUUGUGUUUUGCGACGUCUGGCGACAAUCCAAAAGAGACCAUCCCGGUGCGUCGCUUAAAACUGUUACGUACACCACCCUAAGGCACGCUUCUACGUCCAUGUUCGUCACAAGCUUCACGACAGCCGCGGCGUUUGUUGCAAACUUCUCCUCAGAGAUAACCACCAUUAAGUUGUUUGGGUUGUACGCGGGGGUGGCCAUCUUGGCAAAGUUCUUGCUCAUGGUCACGUGGUUCCCAGCAAUGGCGGUAAUUAACGAGAGGUACUGUUCGCGAAGGGCUUGUAAGAAACGCGAGGAUGAGGCUUCCUACAUGGAGAGUUGUUGCUGUAAGGUGGUUUCCAAGGAAAAAGAUAAGAUAUUGACCCAGAUGGACCCUUGUGGGACGAAUGAUACAUAUUUUAAAAGCGACCGGUGCGAAGAAAUUAAAACCAGUGCUUGUGUAACAAGUGAAAACAAUCCAAGUGGAACACGUGAUACAUAUUGUAGAAAUAAACGGUGUAGAAGAGAUAAAAACAGUGCAUGCGCAACAAGCAAUAGAAGCUCAUGUGCGACAACUAAGACAGAAGAAAACUACCAAAGUCGCAAACACCUUUUAGAUAAUGGUGAUGAAGUUGUUAAGGCUGACAGUAGUCUUGCAAAGUUCCGUGUCUUUUACGAGUCCACCGUGACCCAGUACUCGCGUUACGUGUUUGAGGAAGCCUUACCAAAUAUGGUCAUCAAGUACCGGUUCCUCUGGAUCACAAUCUGCUCGCUUCUCACCGCGCUAGGUAUGAUGGUCCUGCUUGCACACCCGGGCCUUCAGUUCCCCACGUCAGCGGACUUUCAGAUGUUUUCUUCGUCGCAUCCGCUAGAAGCUUACGAACUUAACUUCAAGAAAAAAUUCCGAUUUGAGAUGAGUCCGUCCCAGGAAAGCGUCACAUUCCCUAUUGAUAUCUUUUGGGGGGUUGAGCCUGAGGACUAUGGCGAUUCACUGGAUCCUUACGACUACGGCAAGUUUGGCUGGGAUAAAACCUUCGACUUUAUAAACCCUGACUCGCAAAAAUGGUUCAUGGAAUUUUGCAGAAGAUUUCGCGGAGAAGAGUUCUUUGCUAAGAAAGCAGGUUCCGAAAAACAGUGCUUCUUAGAAGUAUUCUAUAACCAGUCUUGCAUGGACGAGCAGGUGCCUGAGCUCUGUAACUACCCAUGUUGUAGGAAUUCAUUCUUUCCGUAUUCGCUUGAUGUUUUGAACUUUUGCACACUAUCAUCUGCGUACAAAAAAAGGAUCUUGAGAUUCAGAGCACAGGAUAACACCCUGGGUAGCUUCAUAUAUGAUACAUCCGGGAACCUUAAAGGACUCUGGGUGCGCAUCAUGAGCAAUAUAAGGCUCUCACGCGCAUACCAACCUGCACACACUUUCUGGCAUCGCAUUGAAUCGUGGGCUCAGAAGGAAAUGCGCUCGGCGCCACCGGGCAUGCGCAAAGGCUGGUUCAUGAGUGACUUGGAGUACUACAACCUCCAAAGAAGCCUAUCACGUGGUACCCUCCUGUCAAUGAGCAUCUCCAUAGCAACGGCCUUCGCGGUGAUGCUGCUGACCACUUGGAAUGUGCUUGUGAGCGUUUAUGCGAUCCUUAGCAUCAUCGGUACCAUCUCAGUGACUAUAGGAGCGUUGGUUCUGAAUGGAUGGAAGCUGAACAUUCUUGAAUCCAUCACGAUGUCGGUAGCGGUGGGUGUCAGCAUCGACUUCUCUAUGCAUUUCGGCGUCGCGUUCUGCCUAGCACCAGACAAGCAUGACCGCAAGUCCAGGGUCAGGUACUCAAUGUCCAGGAUGGGAUCAGCCAUCACCAUGGCAGCGGUCACGACAUUCAUUGCAGGUGCUAUGAUGAUGCCUUCAGACGUGCUCUCCUACAUCCAGAUGGGUCACUUCCUCAUGCUCGUCAUGGCAGUAAGCUGGUUUUUCUCCAUCUUCUUUUUCCAAGCGCUUUGCGCUACUAUCGGCCCGCAAGGCGAUAUGGGACAGCUGAAUCUGCACAAACUGCUCAGCGGUGUCCCUUGCUUUAGCAAGCGCGACUCGAGAGCUUUUGGAGCACGUAAGGGGAGUUGGGCUCUCUCUACGAAAUCCGAUACAAACACAUCUCGUGGACAAGGAGAUCAAGAUAUGAUGGACGAAAGGGAAGACAAGUCUUCGAGUGGGCUUUUGCAUUUCGAAAGUGGAAUUGAGUAGUUACUUGCAACAAGGCGUUCCUUCGAAGAGAAACGGCUAAUUUAAAACAUAUUCGGCAGUCCCCCUCAUCAAUAUGUUUUUGUCGUCUUCGCCGAUGGUAGGGAACUUUAGGAGGGUCUGCAUGUGUUAAGGGGCUUUGGGAGGGUCUGCGUGUGGUAGGGAGCUUUGGGAGGGUCUGCGUGUGUUAGGGGGCUUUGGGAGGGUCUGCGUGUGGUAGGGAGCUUUGGGAGGGUCUGCGUGUGGUAGGGAGCUUUGGGAGGGUCUGCGUGUGUUAGGGGGCUUUGGGAGGGUCUGCGUGUGGUAGGGGGCUUUGGGAGGGUCUGCGUGUGGUAGGGGGCUUUGGGAGGGUCUGCGUGUGUUAGGGGGCUUUGGGAGGGUCUGCGUGUGGUAGGGGACUUUGGGAGGGUCUGCGUGUGGUAAGAAACUGCCUGUCGGAUGGCCGAAUAUGUGGACAUUCAUACAAGGAUACGAGAUCUUAUAAGCGUUGGCCGUUUAAUCUGCCAUCUUGUAAACGAGGCACAUAAGGUACCUGUGUCUGUGGUAGGGGCCUUUUUGGAGAGAAUGUGUCUGCGGUAGGGAUUUUUGGGGGAGUACCAGAAGUAUGUACCUUUGGGGAUCUACUAAGACCACUGGUUCUCCCUGGUUCUCCCUGGUUCUCCUAUCAUGUUUGACAAUCUAGCUUAAGUAAGAUCCACCUUAUUAAUUUGACUUCAUGAUUUAUUAUACUAAACUAGUGGUCAUCGUAAUUGUUUAAUAAUAAUUGUCCUUCAAAUUGAGAACAAAAAACGAUGUGUAUUAUUCAAUCUAUGGUAUGAUUUGAAAUAAAAGCUCAUUUUCUUUGC